Messenger RNA from Lampris incognitus (smalleye Pacific opah), 3247 nucleotides. It is a transcript of the gene sh3bp5la, whose product is annotated as SH3-binding domain protein 5-like, a. NCBI's taxonomy places the organism in Eukaryota, Metazoa, Chordata, Actinopteri, Lampriformes, Lampridae. The transcript is spliced from 6 exons. Gene Ontology annotation, molecular function: protein kinase inhibitor activity. Gene Ontology annotation, cellular component: cytoplasm. Gene Ontology annotation, biological process: negative regulation of protein tyrosine kinase activity; intracellular signal transduction. The record is from RefSeq and is a predicted model, not a curated record. The coding region runs from base 454 to 1752 and encodes 432 amino acids.
GUGUCACGCGGGGAAGUCCGUGACGUUCGCCUCCCAGCUACGGAAGCCGCGGAGGAGGGAAGCGGCGAGCGGACCUGGCAGGGGAUGGACGAGCGGUACCGGCAGAUGGGGAACAUCAGAGCCGCGGAGGGACACAGUGGUGGACCUCCGUUUGUUUGUGACAUGUGAUGAGUACAUGGUCAACUGGUCUCUUACCACGAAGCAACGCUCGCUUAAGGUGAUUGUUUAACAGCGUGGGCUUCCCAGCCUGCCGGCGAGCUAAGCUAACCUGCUAGCUUGGUAUGGGCUGCUCGGUUCGCGUCUGAACCCCGGGAACCGACAUGACUGCGGGCCGACUAGCGGCAUCUUUAUGAAGUCGCUCUGCGGUCAGAGUGACACAUAGUUAAUUAGGGUGUCGUUAUCAGCCAGCCUAGCCACCCAGUCUGUCAAGAGGCUAACCGUCCCUGGCCUGGCAUGGAGCCGGGCGGCCUGCGACAGAGCCCUGCCGGGUCCGGAGACUCAGAGACGGGUGAGUGGAGGGAAGAAAUCCCCGGUGGAGGCGCGGAGGGCAACGACUCCACUUCCGAAACGGUGAGCAAGGACGCCUGCGAGGGAAAGGAGAGCGGAGAGAACCGGAACAUCCACGGGGAACACCCACCCAGCCCCUACGAAGAGGAGCUGGACCCCAGGAUCCAGGAGGAGUUGGAACACCUCAAUGAAGCCAGUGCAGAAAUCAACAAGCUAGAGCUGCAGCUGGAUGAUGCAAGGUCAGGGUACAGAAAGAUCCUCACAGACUCCGCCAGGAAGCUUAAUGCCCACAGCUCGCAGCUUGGAAGCUGCAUAGAGAAGGCCAGACCAUACUAUGAGGCUCGUCGCCUUGCCAAAGAGGCUCAGCAGGAAACCCAGAAGGCUGCCCUGAGCUAUGAGAGAGCUGUCUCCAUGCACACUGCUGCCAGGGAGAUGGUGUAUGUGGCAGAGCAGGGUCUGAUGGCUGAUGGCAAGAACACCCUCGACCCCACCUGGCAAGAGAUGCUCAACCAUGCCACUGCGAAAGUGAAUGAGGCCGAAGAGGAGCGUCUACGUAGUGAGAGAGAGCAUAUGCGUGUCACACAUGCCUGCCAGGAAGCCGAGGCACGAGUCCAGACACUGCAGAAGUCCCUGAAGAGAGUCAUCCUCAAGUCCAAACCAUACUUCGAGCUCAAGGCCCAGUUCAAUCAAAUCCUGGAGGAGCACAAGGCCAAAGUACUGCAGCUGGAGCAGCAUGUGGCCAAAGUCAAGACUCGCUACUCCAUCGCCCUACGCAACCUGGAACAAAUAAGUGAACAGAUCCAUGCCCAGAGGGGGCGGGACCAAGGCGAUGGAGGGCGAACCACUGGCUGCAGUGGGCGGAGUCCCCCUGUGGGAGCAGAGUCUGACAGCCUGAUCCAGGAACAGGCUGGGGCCUGCGGAGGCAGUGCGACAAGGAAAGAUGGAGCGGAAAAAGACAAGGAUCUGCUUGAGCCAUACAGGGAGAGGGAGUGGGAGAAUGGGAGGGAGAGAGCAGGAUCAGAUUCUCUGUCUGUCUUCAGCCUGCAGACCAUUGCUUCUGACCUUGAGAAAUGCGACUCCAUCGAGCACCUUGGAGACUUCAGCGAUGUGUCGAGUGUCACGGGGGAUGAGGGGGAGAAAGAGGGAGGCGGAAUGAUGGACAGGAGAGACAGGCCCAUGGAAAUCGCUGCCAAAAAACGCCAACAUCAGUUUCACAAGCAGCAUCACCGAAGCCUCAGUCUGUAGGCCAGUCCUAGUUGUACCUGCAACUAGUGUAAGAGCUUGACUUUGGUGUAGAGGGUGGAGGCCCUGAGAGAAGUCAGUAAGGGUGUAUGAUAAUCUGUUGUAGAGGACAGCCAUGUUGACUGGCAUCACACUGUACAGUGAACUGUUGUCACCUAGUUAGAACACUACCAGAGCUUGUAGAAACGACGUACCCCCAGGAUGAGAGGUAUAUUCACUUCCCUUACUCUGGCAGGUCGGGAGCCCUGUGGAGCGUGAAGGAACUGGGAGGGAAGAUAAGAAACCCGCUUUGAAUGAACAUUGUAUUUAAGAAGGGCACCAUUUCUCUCCUUUUCUCUGAGUAAACGUAGAUCCAGUAUGAAAAGACUGGUCAACACCACGUGCUUCGUUAUUCGAACCCCAGUCAAGUCGAGUCACAUCACUCCAAGGUUGGGGGUCGCAGCCUCUGCUCAUGCACACUUAAGUUUCACUGCGGCUGACCUUAUUCUGUGGGCACGUCAGGAAGAACGACAGAACCGUUCUGUGCAACAUGGACACAUGUUUGAGUGUACAUGAAAUCUAUUUAUUUACCCUGACUUGAGUUUCUUGUUAAUGUUGCAUGAAAGAAGGAUGUGUUUCUUGAUCACUCCUGAAAGGUAAAGGGAAUGAGUGAAGCGGAGCCUUAAGACAGCACAGCGCCGUAGGCUGUUGGCUCAGUGACAGCGUGCACGCCAGACGAGCUGUUUAUGCAGGUAUGAUGACGUGUAGCCAGGGCAGUGUGAUCAGACAAGCACUGAGAAGAUGUGUUAAGAUGAAAGAGUUCAGUGGUGUUUUCAUGAUUUGUAGCUGUUUUAUGACUCAAACAGUCGUACCGUACUUCGAUAUGGUUUACGCUUAUGAUGUUUCAUGGGCAGCAAAUACAAAGAUGCAUUGUAAUGAUCAUGUUGAGCCUUUUUUACUUCAGAGGUCUUCCUUGGUUGUCAUUUGAAGUGUGCCUUGACACUGAACACCUAACAUGAAAUGUACUGUGUGUCUGUUGCUGUGAAGUCAGUCUCACACUGUUGAGCCUUCCUGGUUGUAUUUCACAGUGACUCAUCUCAGUCGGCCAAACCGGUUUGUCAUGCAGCUCUGAAGAGGCUACUUUUUAAAUUUCUUUCAUUUUAACCCGCGGUGGUGUGGUACUUUGUUUUGUCAAAGUGUAAGAUACAAAACAGUGAAGUCAAAAUUGACUUGUAAAUGUCUGUAAUAAUUACAAACCUAGAAUAUUAUGAAAUGUACAAUUACACACACUGCUGACUUGAAUAUGUGAGAGUUGUGCCGUUGUUGAAUAUUUCAACAUUUUAAUCAGCCCAUUUUCCUCAGCUGAGUUCCUGUCUCCCGCUGCAGGUGGUCCAUAAUGCUCCUGCACCACUUAGGAGUUCUUCUCAUCUUUUACUGACCUUCAGCGUUCCACACUUCUCUCCUGCUGUGCCCUCACUGCUGUACCCACCCACACUGCUGUACCCACCCACACUGCUGU